Messenger RNA from Eutrema salsugineum, 1765 nucleotides. Its product is annotated as tubulin beta-8 chain. Lineage: Eukaryota; Viridiplantae; Streptophyta; Magnoliopsida; Brassicales; Brassicaceae. Gene Ontology annotation, cellular component: cytoplasm; microtubule. The coding region runs from base 103 to 1458 and encodes 451 amino acids. Gene Ontology annotation, molecular function: structural constituent of cytoskeleton; GTP binding; GTPase activity. The record is from RefSeq and is a predicted model, not a curated record. Gene Ontology annotation, biological process: microtubule cytoskeleton organization; mitotic cell cycle. The transcript is spliced from 3 exons.
UUUCCCCUUCUUCGAGUUUUCAUCACAUAAAGUAAAUAAACCGUUCAAUUUUCUCUCCUACUCUACUCUCUACAGAACUCGGUCGCUGACUCAGUGAAAAAAAUGCGAGAGAUCCUUCACAUUCAGGGAGGUCAAUGUGGGAACCAGAUCGGUGCUAAGUUCUGGGAAGUGGUUUGCGCCGAGCACGGGAUCGAUUCGACGGGGAGGUAUCAAGGGGACAGCGAUUUGCAACUCGAGCGAGUCAAUGUCUACUACAACGAAGCGAGUUGCGGUAGGUUCGUUCCACGCGCCAUUCUGAUGGAUCUGGAGCCCGGGACGAUGGAUAGCGUCAGAUCCGGGCCGUACGGUCAAAUCUUCCGUCCCGAUAACUUCGUCUUCGGUCAGUCCGGUGCCGGUAACAAUUGGGCCAAAGGACAUUACACGGAAGGUGCUGAGUUGAUCGACUCGGUUCUCGAUGUUGUUCGUAAGGAAGCCGAGAACUGUGACUGCUUGCAAGGAUUCCAAGUUUGCCACUCGUUGGGAGGAGGCACUGGUUCGGGAAUGGGAACUUUACUGAUUUCAAAGAUCAGGGAAGAGUACCCAGAUCGGAUGAUGCUCACAUUUUCAGUUUUUCCAUCUCCAAAAGUGUCUGACACUGUUGUUGAGCCUUACAAUGCAACUUUGUCUGUUCAUCAGCUCGUGGAGAAUGCAGAUGAGUGUAUGGUUCUUGAUAAUGAAGCUCUCUAUGACAUUUGCUUCAGGACUCUUAAGCUUACCACUCCUAGCUUUGGAGAUCUGAAUCACCUCAUAUCUGCAACCAUGAGUGGUGUAACUUGCUGCCUCCGUUUCCCUGGUCAGCUGAACUCCGACUUGCGAAAGCUUGCAGUCAACUUGAUCCCAUUCCCUCGUCUACACUUCUUCAUGGUCGGAUUCGCACCCCUCACAUCACGUGGUUCCCAGCAAUACCGAGCCUUAACCGUUCCUGAGCUCACUCAGCAAAUGUGGGAUGCCAAAAACAUGAUGUGUGCAGCUGACCCGCGCCACGGCAGGUACUUGACCGCAUCAGCUAUGUUCAGAGGCAAAAUGAGCACAAAAGAAGUCGACGAACAGAUGAUCAACAUUCAGAACAAGAACUCAUCCUACUUUGUUGAAUGGAUCCCCAACAAUGUGAAGUCAACUGUCUGUGACAUCCCACCUACAGGUCUGAAAAUGGCGUCCACGUUCAUCGGAAACUCGACUUCGAUCCAGGAGAUGUUCAGGCGAGUGAGUGAGCAAUUCACGGCUAUGUUCAGGAGAAAGGCUUUCUUGCAUUGGUACACUGGUGAGGGGAUGGACGAGAUGGAGUUUACGGAAGCAGAGAGUAACAUGAACGAUCUGGUCUCGGAGUAUCAGCAGUACCAAGACGCGACCGCGGAGGAUGAAGAAGGGUAUGAGUAUGAAGACGAAGAGGAAGAAAAUAUCCAAGAGGAGGAGCAAUAACAGUGAUGAUCGUUGAACUAAAUGUGAUCUCGUAUAGUUUUCUCUCGUAUUCUUGUUUUUCACUCGUUUGUAUUUGUGUGAUCACUUUUCUGUAGUGCGUGCAUCUUUGAGUUUAGCUUUGAAUUUCCGGUUUGGCUUGUUCAUGUCGUGGAUUUGUAUGGUUUGAGAUUUUCAUGUGUCUGUUAGUGUUUGGGUCUAGCAAAGUCAGUAAAGUCUUUUUUUCAUUUAUUGAUUCCAGACUUCGAGUUUAACAGCGUAUUGAUUGUCUUCAUUUGACAGAGUAAAUGAGAGUCGCCUUCACUGUUAA